Sycon ciliatum is the source of this 4824-nucleotide messenger RNA. RefSeq lists its product as uncharacterized. NCBI's taxonomy places the organism in Eukaryota, Metazoa, Porifera, Calcarea, Leucosolenida, Sycettidae. The transcript has 3 exons. The record is from RefSeq and is a predicted model, not a curated record. The coding region runs from base 722 to 4117 and encodes 1131 amino acids.
AAGCUUUUCACGGUCACACAUUCACAGUUACAUUUCGAUGACCGAGUCUUUUGUUGUGUCGAUCAUGCAGCUGAAGACCAAUGCCUGCACGCAAGUCCAACUGUCCCACAAAUACACAGAAUCUGUUUGAAUCCAAGGGUAAGCUGGGAGCGGAGGCGAGAACACUGUUUUGGUACGUUGGAUAUCAGUUUUUGUUACAAUAGUCAAUACUGCCACUACUGGACCGCAGAGUAGACCCCAGGUGCAGCCUAGCCUUGCCUGGAACUGCAAGGCCCGCGGCUAAAUGUAGCUCCAGUAUUUUCCCCGGGGCGAUGCUGUCGUUUCGCCGAUACCGUUGCCACCUCACUCCUCAGUAUCGGUGGGAGACUGUGACUAGACCUGCGCCGCUUGACCGAACCAAGAAUAGGCAAAAUCUCGUCCAUGCAACUAACUUGGACGAUUGAUGUUGGUUUGGCUCAGCUUCAGCUAGCCCGUGUGGUGGUAGUGUGUAUGUCCAGCUAAUCUCUCAGGACUUCUUGCCGAUGAAACUAAUUCCUUAGUACAUCCCAGAAGUCACCCGUGCUCACACCGUCAUGACACUCCCCUGUGGUUCUUGUCGAUACGGCGACGACCGUGCCGACGAUUGAUCUAGCCGCCAGGCCAAUAUCCGUCACAACGGUUGUCCCUUCAACUCUAGUCCAGAGUACAGGGGAGUCCACCCUGGCCUCCCUAGCUAACAACCAUGGCUGUGCAGAGUCCUCCUAGUGUAAUCUCCACCAGCGAGACGUUCGUGUCGGCGGAGAAGCGCCUGGUCCGUUCACACUCCUCGCUCAAACUCAAGUGCAGGAUUGCUGUGCAGAACAUACAGGGGCGCGUACGCGCACAUGAUGAAGUGAUGCAGGGUGCUGCUGCUGCCGGCGAAACUACCUGCACCCGUACAGGCCGUAGAUCUACGGACACGCCGGAUGACGAGGCCACGUCCCCGGAAGACGCCGGCGGCAGCGCGAAGUCGAUACCUGUUGUCAGCAGGGAAGAGAUGGCUUGUAGAAAGCGUGACAUAGGCUUGGCAUUGGGCUGGAUCGUGCAGAGUUUGAAAGAGCUUCGACAAACCGAUGUGGAUCUGACCGAACACCUCUCCACCAAUCUGGACAAGAUACGUGCUGCCAAGCCCAGCAGGCGACGUCUUGCUCGACGGAGCAGUGUCUUGACUCAGUCCGGGUCCAGCGUGAUGUGGGAUGCGAUGUAUGAAGAAACCAGCGGCAACCCUCUGUCGGAGUACGGCGGCCGUGGCCUGCCGGAUGAGUAUGUGUCCGAAGACAAUAUUAGUGCUCGCAAGAGUGAAGACACCGCGUCGCUUCAUCCCUGGCAGCAGGACUGGAGAACGCAGAGCCUGUGCCGGCGGUCCAAGAGGCGCAAACCGCAGGCAACACCACGCGCCAUCGACCGUGUCAAGCAAGACGCAGAGGAGUUACACAACGCACCGCCGGCACCUGCAAAACCCUCUUUACAGCGGUCUGCAUCAGCCUGCACAUCUGUUAGUCCACUGGCCGGCAGCCACAAGCCUACUAACCAAGUCACUGACAGCCAGCUGACCCUUAACCAAGUCACUGGCAGCCAGCUGACCAUUAACCAAGCCACUGGCAGUCAAUUGACCCUCUGUAACAGCCCGCCAAUGACCGAAAGUCCCAUACUUUCCCGAUGCUCGAGCCGGCGGACAAUACCGUCACAGUCGUCGAGAGAUGAAGCUGUUGCCACGAAACCCGAAGUUCCUGUUCUAUGCACACCCGGCACUCUCCCCAUUGUGACUAGUUUUGACGAGGCUGCAAAGAAUUUGCAGAGAUCAUCCACCGAGUCACUUCUGGAUGUCACGUUUGAGAAGCAGGUGAAGCUGGAGAAGCGCAGCAGUUGGAAGUUUGAGAGCAUCAAGUCGGCUAGGGUGAAGCGGCAAAAAGCGGCCAUCACGUCCGAAGGCGAUGAGGUCUUCCAGUUUGGGCCCAGUAGCAAGAUGGUGAUCCACACCAGAGAUGGUGCCCCUGUCCUGAGAACUGAGCCAGAGGAGUCGGUUUCUGCAUCCAUUGACCUACCUUCAGUACCGCCAAUGCUCAAGCUCCCGGAACUUCCUGGCACUGUGCCAGGACAUCCAUCGCCACGGAUUUCGCCAUAUCACACGCCGGGGAGUAGCCCACGGCCACGUCCACAGCUGAAGUCGAGUAGUCUGGAGGAUGUGCUCAAUGCAUCUGAUGCUCCACGCCGAGCAGUAAGCAUGGAUGCUCUGAAGCAGCAUGGCACAGGCGCAGAUCUUCCGGUACCAGCCGCACGUGCUACAGCCUUGCAGCUGCAGCAAAAAGCCGUGGCACAAAGUCUAACCCACCUAAAGAGCACCGCCUAUACUCCAGGCGAAAACACCUCUCGAGCCAAUCGUCCAGAUCUCACAUACCCUGCAUAUGUUCGGUCAAUUGGACGCAAAACUUCGGCAAUUCGGUCGGGUUUCCACGAUCCUCCAGCUGUUCACUCGGGAAGCUCUCUGGCAGCUGCACAUCAUCACAGUAGUGUUCUGGAGCCCCCAGCUGCCGGUGUUCUUUCCGAUUCUAGCAAUUCAAGUUUCCAUGUUUCAUGUCCAGGCGGCCUCCCAGCACAUUCAUCAACAGUGCGAUCAAAUAGCCUCAGGCUCAGCUCAGGACUUGCCAGUCAAGGAACUGUACCCUCUCCUGGCAGUCACCGAAAGACAAGCUCACCGGCAGUUGGUGAGAGUACUUCCAGAUUCCCGUCUACGGACUCGGUGAACGUGUACAGACCCCGCUGCUCAAUAGGAGCCUCUCCGAACGACCGGAUGAUGCUGGUGCCUCCCACCCCGGAACACAGCCCUCCAUCUAUGACUAGUGGGCCAGUGCUAGGAGCAGUGGUGCCUGGACAUCUUGCAAGUACAGUUGUGGCACCUGGACAUCAUGCAAGUACAGCUGUGGCACCUGGACAUCAUUCGUAUACAGGCAUGCUACCUGCACAUCGUGCAAGUACAGAAGAAGAAGGACAAGAAGCUAAAGAUAUGCAGUUAACGUCAACACUAUCCUUGCCAGUCUCAUUGUCCCCAAGAUCGACUCAAACUGUACAUCCCUGCUCAACACACACAACACUAUCACGGAGAACUCUUUCUGUUGGCAUGGCUACACACUCAAAUGCGGAUGUCCCUGUUUCACCCGGCGGUACAGUGAAGGAUAAGUCAUCACAGAGGUCUCUGGAUACGUCGCAGAAAUUUCCAGUAUCGCCACGCCACGUUAACGAGAGUUCCUCAGAGGCCAUCAUUCGCCGCACUCCGUUCCGCGGACAGCGAAGCAGCCUGACGAGUUCGCCGCUGCUUCGCCAGAAGUGGCACAGGCGGACGGCUUUCGGUGUUCCUGACGCCAGGUACUUGGUCAACAGUUGCAGUGAUCUGCCUGUGUGUCAACUAGAGGGUGAUGGCGGUGAGAGCAGCACUUGUUCCGACAGCGACGCUCGCUUUGCAUCGUUCUCAGCAGAUUGGUCAAUGGCAGCGAGGACAGUUGAGGACAGACGAUGGCGUCAGUCAGCCAGCGACCUGGAAGGUGGACACAGCAGGAAUCUGACCUGUCAGCCCGGUACUAGUCACCCUUCAAAGCUGCCGUAUUCGCACAGCAUGAGAAACUUGCAGGAAACUCCAAGGAGACACGUACCACCUCCACCGCCAAAGAGAACAAUAUCAUUAACCACUGCUGCCACAGCUGCUGCUGAUGGAGGUGGUGAGGUGGCGGCACGCAUGCCAGCGAAAAAGGGUAGUAGAAAGUCAAAGGGGAAGGCAGUCCCUCAGGAGCCCAUUGCAGAGGCAGGUGCGGUGACAGCAGGCUACGGGUACGGAACACUUCCAUCGUUUUCCAGGAAGAGGAACUCAAUUACUUACUCCUCGGCAAGGGCGUCAAUGUCGAGGAAAGGUGCAAGUCUGAUGUCGCGCCUCUCUGCGCCUCUUCUCAGGAAACGUUCCAGCGGGAACAUAACGAAGGAACCUGACCACAGCUUGAACAGUAUUGAUCAGGGUGCAUCCUCUGAUGCCAACGAUUACUUGGACGACUCGGGACAAUUUGACAUACAGGAAUUUGCUGAAGGGAAAAUGGCUGUAUCGCAUGUAUGAUCAUCAUGAUCCCCACCCCAUUUGGUUACGAUAUGAACCACCGCGCCUAACAAAAGUGAAUCAUGAAGCUUUAAUUAAAAGUUGGCGAGAAUGUCAGAAAAUUAUGUCCUUGAUUUUUUUACCGUGGCUGCAGUACAUUACCCUCGCAGCUACCAAUUCAAGGAAAUCGUUUUGUUUUGCAUUUUCGCCUAUUGUUUCCGAAAGCUCUAAGGUUUGUUUUUGCUGAACGCAGCCCGUAUACCUUCAGGUGCCUUGUACAUGUCUUCAGAAGCCAGUGCUGUUUGUCGAAUAACUCCGGUGAAUAUAAAACUUGAUAACGCAUGUUGAUCAUACUGCAUGUAGAUCAUAAUGCAUGUGGAAAGUCCAUGCCGGCAGAGCAUGCAGUGCGACUUACAUGACGUGCUUGCAGUACAUGAUUUAGUGCACAUUGAUCAUGAUCAUUAUUUUGUCGCUUGCAAUUAGCAUGUAAACUUCAUAAGGAGUGUACCAUAAUCAGGCCUAACUUUAACUUUAGUAAUAUUCAGCCAUAACAGUUGCUUGAUGCGCUCUCAAUUUUGAUUUUUAAAAUUAGUUUAAUUUAAUUCUUGGUGCGCAUGGGUGUCACCAUACGUAGCAUCCGUUAUAUUUUAGAGUGGCUUUUUGAAGGCCCCUUGGGACUAAACAUACAUGUACAUGUACACUCUCAUCAAUAGUAUCUACUCAGGCUA